This is a messenger RNA of Cylindrotheca closterium, 2175 nucleotides long. Lineage: Eukaryota; Bacillariophyta; Bacillariophyceae; Bacillariales; Bacillariaceae. The record is from the annotation of a GenBank genome assembly.
AUGGUCAAACCUUCAGUGCCAUCCAAAAACAUUCGCCGUUACUCGAAGAUUCGAACUGCUGUUUUCCUUUGCAUCUUGGCUCUUUUCAUUUAUGGUCUCGACAACCAUGUAUCAGGCGUGAACCAAUUUCAGCUAUUGAUCGAUGACACAUCAGAACAGAGAACGACUGCCGGGCACGGGGAUAUUGCCCCAUCGGAACAAGAUCGUCAAGCUCGUGAGAUACUCAAUAGCAGGGUAGAAUCGAAAAGUGAGGAAGAGGUGGAUGUUCGUCAGGAUAGAGCAGACUCGUCUAGAGAUGAAGAAAUCAUUGCUCCAACUCCACCUGAAUCGAAGGCGGAGAGAACUGAGUCUGCUGGCGCGGCUACAACCCCUCCUCCGUCAGUCAAAGAAUCACCGAGCCCGCUACCAUCGAAGUCAGCGGUAUCAGGCUAUCUUAUGUAUGUCUUGACGCUGCAAGGUGUCGAGGGCGCAGACGACAGCAAUGCUCAGAGAUUUGACAACUUCAAACGACACUGGAGCAUCCUAUGCAACAACACUCAACAGGCAAUUGAAGAGCACCAACAGGUCGUCGCAGAAGAGAUUCACUUUCAUAAAUGUCCAGGCUACUUGAAUCCUAUGGGUGCGAAAUUUGGAUAUGGCUUGACAAUGGCAUACAAAGAAUGUUUCGAUUGGGCGUUGGAGCAUCAUAAAAAAUGGCACACUGAACACAACACCAUCAGCAAUAAGAAUAGGGAUAUUCCAUACAUAUUCUUGGAAGAUGAUGCAAGACUCUAUAAUUCCAAUUUUUGCCAUUCGGAAUAUCGGAAUCGACUUUGGGAUGCGGCUCCAUCGGAUAUGACAGUGUUGAUGUUGGGCGGCCAUAACUUGUUUCUGCAAGACCAACCAGGAGCUGAAGUGGAAAGGACAGAUGGCGUUGGACAAACGGGCAACGACGGUAUCAUUCCGACCUUUCGGAGACCAAAUCAAAGCGCUGGAAGUUAUGGAUUUGUUGUUCCCAACGCUGAAAGGGUCGCGUACAUGAGACGAAAGGUCAUCAAAAUGCUUAAUCGGACCUUCACUCCAGAAGGCAUGGUUGACUUCUUUGGGAUUGACAAACAAUUCUACCAAUACCCCAUGCUGAAGGUAUACGUUACCCAACCGUGGCUAGUGUAUCACGAGGGAGGCUUGUGGUCCAACAACAAGGAUCGUGUGCGAGGCGAAUAUGGGCAAGGAUCUGGCCAGUAUCGGUGGGUACCUGGCUUGACUGGGUCAUUUCGGAAUUGCUCCAUGGACGGAAAUGAAGCUAAUAAGUUGCACAAUGGUCCAGCAUUAUCGGCAACGCCUGAAAGGGGCCAUUGGUACGCUGAAGGAAGCGUAGUAGUUUCUUGUCAGCCCCUGACGAUACGGAUACCACAUCAAUCUUUGGUCAUGCUUCAAACUAGCACAACACCGGAUAGGCUCAUUGCAGGAGUAGUAUCGCAUAGUACUCGCUCAAGUUGGCGCUCUGUCAUUCGAUCGACUUGGGGGAAGCCGGAUGGUUUUGUAUCCAACGAGAAGAAGGGAACAACGACGAACCAUACACAAGUCAAGGUAUAUUUCCUGGUCACAGGACCCUGGGAAGAAGUUGCUUCAGAAUUUCGAGAGCAUCAAGAUUUGGUGUGGAUUGACCAAGGUACGAUUGCCACCACCAUGGAAUCAUCAUUGGCAAGUCUACAAGUGGCUUCCUUCAUAAAGUUGGUUGACGACUACGCCUCCGAUCUUUAUUCGUACCUCCUUCGGGUACCCGAUGAUGCCUAUGCCAAUCUUCCUGGCAUUCAAGCUCAACUUGUUGAGCAUCAGGAUAACCACACUGGUAUGUGGGGUACCAAUUGUCGGACAGGAUUCCGCCCUUUUCACAUUGGCAUUCCUGAAACGCAGUAUUCCGAUUACUUUUUUCCAGAAUACUGCAAAGGGAAGGCAUAUGCCUUAUCCCAGCCUUUCGUCCGCUGUGCGGCUGCUCAUAUUGCCGAUACUAGAAUCGUCUCCUUGGAUGAUACAUAUAUUGGUUUGUUGGGAGAACGUUGCGGGUUGCAGGAAUCUCAAUUUCUGAGUAGCAGCGGUCGUGUAAAGGGAGAUGAGCGGCUGCUGAAAUUAAACUUUACGCAAGAAGGUGCUAUGCGCCGACGGCAUGCACAGCAGCAAUUGUUUUGGUCAUGA